ACCCGGGUCACGCUUAGCUGAGCCUUUUUCAACUACACUCUCAGAUACCGCAAAACUAAAUCACAUUAGCCAAGAUGACCAAAGCUCUGAUCCUUGUUGCAGACGGAUCUGAAGAGAUUGAGUUUGUCACUCCUUAUGAUGUAUUGACCCGAGCGGGAUUUGAAGUCAAGAGUGCAGGUGUAUCGCUCCAAAAUGAAGCAUAUGCUCACAUGUCACGUAAUAUCCGCAUUGUACCUGACUACCCGAAUCAAAACUCUGUCCCUUUGCAACCUGCUCAUGAGCACUUUGACGUGCUCGUUCUACCUGGGGGCGUACCGGGAUCGAAGACUUUUUGCGAGAGCGAUGCCGUGUUGAAACUAAUCCACGACUUUCAACAGGCUGGGAAGUGGGUUGCUGCAAUUUGUGCAGCGACUACGGCACUAGUCGCUUCGACGAAGAAGUUCGACAAAGAGAAGAAAAGGGUCACCAGUCACCCAAGUGUGGCAGAAGAAAUCAAGGUUGCGGGCUGGCAGUACAGCGAAGAUCGAUUGGUCGUGGAUGGAAAGGUCAUCACAAGUCGCGGACCGGGUACUGCGAUGUUGUUUGCGCUCACGAUUGUCGAAGUCAUCAGUGGAGAAGAGAAAAGAGACGAGAUUGCAGGGCCCAUGGUACUAGCUGAGAAGUUGUAGGGCAGACGUGUACCGUCUGCUAUCGAGCUCUCAUACAGCCUUCAACGCGCGACAUUAUGCCAUUGCUGGGGGCGGCAAUUGCCCACGUAUUCCCAAAGGCUGGUCGGUUAGGGCGGCAGAUACACAGAGCAGUAAAGACAGUCGCUGUACGCGUAACCGACCGUUCAAUGCACAGACGUCUUUGCUGCGCCA
Messenger RNA from Bipolaris sorokiniana ND90Pr, 860 nucleotides. RefSeq lists its product as uncharacterized. NCBI's taxonomy places the organism in Eukaryota, Fungi, Ascomycota, Dothideomycetes, Pleosporales, Pleosporaceae. The record is from RefSeq and is a predicted model, not a curated record. The coding region runs from base 75 to 668 and encodes 197 amino acids. Gene Ontology annotation, biological process: protein deglycation, glyoxal removal; guanine deglycation, glyoxal removal. Gene Ontology annotation, cellular component: cytosol; nucleus. The transcript is spliced from 4 exons. Gene Ontology annotation, molecular function: protein deglycase activity.